This is a messenger RNA of Naumovozyma dairenensis CBS 421, 2202 nucleotides long. RefSeq lists its product as uncharacterized. The record is from RefSeq and is a predicted model, not a curated record. The transcript has a single exon. Bases 1 to 2202 code for a protein of 733 amino acids. NCBI's taxonomy places the organism in Eukaryota, Fungi, Ascomycota, Saccharomycetes, Saccharomycetales, Saccharomycetaceae.
AUGAUGCCUUUAAAUUCACAACCAUUAACCUCUCCAAGUUCUGAUAGUAUAUAUUUAUCGUCAUCGACAAAUACUAGCUAUGGUACUAAAAGCAACGUUGCAACUAGGACAAAUAGGUUAAUCCCAAGGUCAGGUUCCACGUCUGACCUUUUCCAAAUUCCCCAGUCUGUUCAAAAUCAUCCGUUACGUAGGAAAGUAAACGCAUCGUACAAUAUGAAUCCAAAUAACCAAUUAAAUAGAAGAUCAAUUGGUGAUCAUAAAAAUAAUAAUCAUUCACAGCUUAAUUACUCUUAUAUGAACAAUCAUGGACAUUCGUAUACUUCAGGAACUCCUUUUAUAACACCUUCUGCUGUUAACAGACCUUCUAACAAUAGUACAUCCUCAUUAGCAUUGUCUUCUUCUUCUCGCCGCCAUUCAUAUCAAAAUCAUCAAGAACCACGUAAUAACAGCACUCCCUCUACAACUCUCCCAAUAUCAGUCAGUAGUAAUUCACUUUCAUUAAAAAAUAAUUCGACUUCUAAUUUGAAUUCAAGUUCAUUUGCUUCUCAAAGGAGGAAUAGCAUCCAAGCAACAGCAAGGAUGCCUGUCAAUCCACGGAUCCAACAGCUGUCAACGAAGGCAAUGAAGCCUUUACCAGAAAGAUCAAGUAUCCAAAUUGAGCAGGAACCAUAUCAAAGAAGUCCAAAAAGACACAAUAAAUCAGACCCCAGAAUUCCACUCUACCAAAAGCACGACCAAAGGCAACAAGUACAACAGAAAAAUGCAACGCCUCUUCAAAGAAGUCCUCUUCAACAACAACUGUCACUAAAUAUACCACUGCAACAAGCAAAUAAUCGUUCCUCCAGAACUGACCUACCACAACAUUAUCGUCAUCAUAAUAAUCACCAUCAAACUAUUUCUGGUAAUAACAAUAACAAACACAACUUCUCAACAUUGAAAACUACUCAUAGAUCGACAAAGUUAGUAACAGAUAGAAAUAGAAAUGGUUCAAUGAGAAAAUACUCUAAUAUCUACAAUAGUUCAAAUGCUUAUCCACCUUCUAAAAGUGUCACUCAAAAUGUUGUACCUACCACCAUCGUGAACAACACACCACCUUUCCUAACGAAGAAGAAAGACUUGACUCCAUACCAAAUACAACGUAGACAGAUGAAAACUUCUUUCCAAUUUCCUAACGGAGAGAGUUUUACCCCAAGAAGUCAAUUUCCAAAUUCAAGCCAGAUACUGCCUUCAUCUUUUCCAUCAGACUCUACAACUUCAAUUCUAUCAUCGCUCGUUCCAAGUGAAGAGGAAUCUUCAACCAUAUCCAAGAAUAACAAUAAUAACUCUGUGAAAAGAUCGAAAUCUAUCACUACGUCAUUUUUAAGAUUGAAAAGAACAGACACCAAUGACGAUGACAAAGACACUGAUAACAAGACUACUAAAUCUAUUAAGAGAUCAAACUCACAAAGAAUUGGGUCAUUUUUCAAAAAUUUUAUAUCAACUAAGAAAACUGUUGAAUCGUCCGAUAUUGGUCCCCUUAAUAACAAUUAUAACACUUCAGAUGAAGACCUAAACAGAAAGUUUGCUGACUUGGGUAAACAUCCUGAAGAUAAAGUUACAAAUAUGCCACCAGCAAGAUCUCCAAAUAGACCUACUCUAACGGACACACAAUCUGCCAAAAGAUUCUAUCAAAAAUGCGUAGAUCCUACAACAGCAGAUGCAACAAAUAUUCCAUCUUCAGAAUCAGAUACGACUUUGGACAGAUUAAAACAAGAAUGGGAAACUGUCAAUAUCAUUGAAAAUCCAACCUCAUCACCCAAUCCUAAAACAGUAGCAACUCAAGCCCUCAAAACCAAGAGUGGUACGAAUGAUUCGACAGAUUCAUCCACCUCUUCCUCUUCUCUUACAUCAUCUUUAAAUACAGGAUACUCUACAUCAACAACAGUCUCCACUCCAACUUCUAUAUCAUUAUUAAAGGCAAACAAUGGUAAGAAAUCAUUAAGAUUUGCUACAACAAUCUCUUUAAUGCAGACGUAUUCACCGCUUGAAUAUGAAAGAGGGGGCCUAGAACCUACUAGUGAUAAGAGCCCCUAUGGAGAUAAAGUAGUCUUUUUGAAGGAUUAUGGAUUCAUUAAUGAAAUAAAAUUGGAAAUUAAUGAAUUUAAGAGGAAUGAAAUGAAUGUUCAUCAUGAUAGUUCAAAAUUCACCCAUUAUUUUCACUAA